Messenger RNA from Nicrophorus vespilloides, 454 nucleotides. RefSeq lists its product as uncharacterized. The transcript has a single exon. The record is from RefSeq and is a predicted model, not a curated record. Lineage: Eukaryota; Metazoa; Arthropoda; Insecta; Coleoptera; Silphidae. The coding region runs from base 118 to 360 and encodes 80 amino acids.
GAAUAGAAAAUAACAAAAAGAAAAUAAUUCCCGUGUGUGCCUCGUGAAUAUAAAAAAAAAACAUCUUCGUCGUUGCCUUAACAACACCGUAGUGAAUAUAUUACUCUCUAUUGCACGAUGGACAACAGCAGACAGGAUGUUCAAGGUGGAAGCAACAACAGAACGUCGUCUUCGGCGGUCGUCGCAUCACCUACAAGCACCAGCACCGAUUUGGACCGUAAAGUUCUUCGCGACAAUCUCUAUGCCGAGAUCUUCCAGCGCCAUCGAAGGUCCAUCUUCGCCUUUGGAUCCUUCCUGAGAAUGCUCAAAACCAAAAAGUCCAACUACAACGUCAUUAAACAAGAAACCGAGUCAGACUGAGGAAGGACGAAUCCGAAGACGACUGGCAAAUUUAUAUGAUGUGUAUAUAAUUUAUACAUAUUUAUAUAGAAAAAAAAAUAACAGGGUUUCUACU